ACAUAUUCAAGCAGGAUUUCUCGUCUCUCCACCCCCCGCCACAGGGUCCCAGGCUUCUUAUAGUCUCGGAUCCCUUCUUCCUUACUUGGCAUCCCACUUGGCCCAUAUGUGUGCCUGACAAUGUCAUCUCAAACCUCGCCCAAUGUUCCUGGCCAGCCCGGCACGCGAAAGGUUGCCAUUCCUCGUCUCCAACGACCCAGUCAGACAGCCGCUGUGUCCAGAGACCGGCGGAGAGUGCCAAGAGCCUGUACUGCCUGCCGGAGCCACAAGAUCAGGUGCUCUGGCGACACCCCACGCUGCAAGCACUGUGAGGUUUCUGACCGAGAAUGUAUCUACAUUCUUCCACGACGGGACAGAUUGAAGAUCGUUACGGACCGCUGCGUCCAGAUGGCGGGUAUGUUGAAAGAGGUCAAGAACCGAGCCGGCGACGAGGACGGCAGGAUCGGCGAUUUGCUUGAUGCAAUCGAGGAGGAUAUUUCCGAACUUCGCAACACUUCAGCGCCUUCCAACCCCGAUGUCGACACUGAUGAUGCCAAGGCGCCAAUGGGGCCUGCCUCAGGCGAGUCUCUCGAUGCCCUCGACGCCGAAUCCCACGAUCUCCUCGAGGAGGACCUUACUCGCGAUGAGCAGGCCAGGGCGACUGGAUUCGUCGGGAAAGCGUCUGAAGUCCAGUGGUUCCGAAGCAUCAAGCUCCAGCUCGAACGAACUGACGACGACCUGAUCAGGCCUGCCACGUCGCCGCUUAGUCCAAGCAUGAGGUCGAAGAGACGUUCCUCAUAUAGCCAUGGAAGCACUGAGCAAGUCAGCUCGUUCAACUUCUACCUUGACAGCAACAGCAUCGACCCAGACUUCUUCGUGGACGCGUCUGAGCUGCCACCACCAGACACCGCCGAGCAUCUCCUCAGCUGUUACAUGGCAACGGUGCACAAUUCGUUCCCCAUUCUUCCAAGGAAGGCGUUCGAGAACCAGUUUCGGGAAUAUUUCAGCGCGGUGAGGACGGGUAGCGCCUCCCGUCUUGGCCUAAAGUGGCAGGCUAUAUUAAACUUGGUAUUUGCCAUUGGUGCCAAAUACUCACAUCUUGUCAAAUCCAGCUGGCAGACCGACGAGCGCGACCACCUCAUAUAUCAGUCCCGUGCACGGGCUUAUGGACUCAGCGGGGUCACCCUCAGCAGUCAUCCAGACGUGCCGAAGAUCCAGGUUUUGGGCUUGCUCUCCUUCUAUUACCUCUCGGUAGGGCAAAUCAGCCGCGCCUGGAUGAUGAUUGGUUUGGCUCUCCGCUUCGCAUACGCCCUCGGCCUACAUGUUCGUAACGAGGACCCCUCCGCCUCACCAAUGAAGAAGGAGACGUUGGUGCGAAUAUGGUGGAGCCUAUUCUCACUCGAGCGCCUCCUAAGUGCCAUCACCGGUCGCCCUAGCAUCAUUGUCGACUCGAACUGCUCCGUUCCUUUACCCCUUGCUCAUCCCGAAGAUCAGCACAUGGACGAUAUCGAGGCCAUAGACCGGCCAAGGAAUCUCCAGCAGACAACACCGAGUCCCACGAUUCCAAACACGCCAACGAGUACGUCCCUGGACGAAUCGAAAACGCCAUUAGGAUUCGGGGUCAUGUUGGCCAAUACAGGGUCAUACUUCAAGGCCUUGGUUCAGAUGGGAAUCAUCACCCAGGAUGUGAUCUCAACCUUGUAUUCCGCAGGGACCAUGAUCCGAACCCCAGAAGAGAUCCAGCAAUCGACCAUCGAGCUCGGCCAGAGGAUUGAUGAGUGGAUUCUCUCUCUCCCGCCCGAGUUCAAUUUCCAGACGAAGUGGCCAGAUUCAGACAGCCAGUCACAGAAUUUCAAUCGAGAACGAAUGCUCUUAGGAUGGCACUUUUUUAGUGCCAGAAUCCUCCUCACACGUCCAUCGCUCGGGGGCCUUGGACAUGGCAUGAAAGACCCCAAUGUUCCCGACAGCUUCACUCGACGCAUGGCUAGCACAUGUAUUGACGCAGCCAGAGCGACGGUCGAUUUGCUUCCGGACCAGCCAAACCCACUCUUCCUCUACGAGAACGGGCCGUGGUGGUGUAUCGUCCACAACAUUAUGCAAGCGUUAUCAGUUUUUCUCCUCGGUCUUUCAUACAGCACGCCAGCUUCGUCAGAUAACCCCGGUCUACUGUCCUACGCUAAGAAGCUCGUCCGAUGGCUGCGAGUGAUGCAGGAUCCACUCGCAGAGCGCGCGUCUCAAAUGGCCUCUAGCAUGCUUGAAGCUGUCGCGGCCCGGCUCUCCUUGGACUUGUCCGAUCCAUGGGCUGGCGAGAACAUGUAUCCCAACCUUCGCAAUCAGGCCACAUUCGGGGCGGCGGUGCCAGCUACUCUGCGGUCGAACAUGCAAAUCCCAUUCAUUGGUCCUGUCAACAUGUCGGGCGCGGGCAGUUCGUCGAUCUUCGCACUCUUCGAUUGCUCGUCGGAAGGUCGCAACGGCCCCAUUUUUGAAAACCCGUUCUUUGGCAGGCCGAACUGAGUCGUCGAGACGAGGAUAGGACCGUACACGGUGGGCAGACGCUAGACAAGCGAUACCCUUUAGUGCAGUCUGC
Lindgomyces ingoldianus is the source of this 2566-nucleotide messenger RNA. Its product is annotated as C6 transcription factor-like protein. The transcript is spliced from 4 exons. Bases 121 to 2493 code for a protein of 790 amino acids. Gene Ontology annotation, biological process: regulation of DNA-templated transcription; DNA-templated transcription. Gene Ontology annotation, molecular function: DNA-binding transcription factor activity, RNA polymerase II-specific; zinc ion binding; DNA binding. The record is from RefSeq and is a predicted model, not a curated record. Lineage: Eukaryota; Fungi; Ascomycota; Dothideomycetes; Pleosporales; Lindgomycetaceae.